AUGGCCACGAUUUGUUUACCCAGCCGCCGAUGCUCUGCAAAUCUCCGAAGGGCACUGCUUCCGUCGAGGUCAACCAUUAGACAGCAGUGUGCGAUGAGCAAUGCCUGCAAGCGAACUCCAAUUCCUGUCGUACCGUCUGCACACUCGGCUGCGAGAAACAUUAGAUCUCCGUGGACGAGAGGGUGUAAAGUCAGGGAGGCGGAUAGACUGGCUUGCCAGCAUCCCCGACGACACUUCCAUGUGACCAGGGUCUGUCAGCAGAGUACCGCCGCAGCCCCGAGCAGUGACAAGAACAGCAGCGGCGACAUCAUCUGCUCUGUAACUCCUUCGUCGAACGGGGAGGGACGAACAGUUGCAACCGUCACAAUUUCGAAUGCCGCACGACUUAACAGUCUUAACAGCACGCUGAUCGACAAGCUCACGUCAACCUUGCGAUCGCUUGCCAGUGAGCCAAACUUGUGUUGCGUCGUUAUCAAUGGCGCUGUUUCGGAGAGCAAGGUCCCUGCAUUCAGUUCCGGGGCCAAUAUCUUUGAAAUGGCAACGAUCAACAACUACAAUGACGCCAAGGACUUUAUCUCGCGGCUUCACGGCGCAUGUCAGGCCGCCAGGGACUUGCCGGUCGUCACGAUCGCACAGAUCCACGGCCUGUGCUUUGGCGGAGCCCUGGAGCUGGCGGCUGCGUGCGACUUCCGCUAUGCGACGCACGAGUCGUCUUUCAGUAUGCCGGAGACGAAAUUCGGAAUACCUUCGGUGAUAGAAGCGAGGCUCCUGGCCAAUAUUGUUGGCUGGCAGAGGACAAAAGAACUGGUUUACCUGGCAAAGGUCUACAAUGCAAAGGAGAUGGAGAAAUGGAGCUUGAUUGACGCUAGCUAUGAAGAUACUCGGCAGCUUCAGCAAGAGGUCGACAAGGUGGUUGAGCUCGUGGCUUCCAAUGGGCCGGAAGCUAUGAGAGCGCAAAAGAGACUUGUGAAGCUGUGGGAGGAAACGAAUCUGGCCUUCGGUGUCAGGGCCGGACUCGAUGCAUUUGCGAGCAUGUUCAGCGAUGGAGGUACUGAGCCGGCAAAGUACAUGAGGGAAUUCACAGAGAGGAAGCACAGCAAGCGUUGA
Molecule: messenger RNA, 1107 nt
Organism: Fonsecaea multimorphosa CBS 102226
Lineage: Eukaryota; Fungi; Ascomycota; Eurotiomycetes; Chaetothyriales; Herpotrichiellaceae
Exons: 1
Coding region: 1-1107 (368 amino acids)
Biological process (GO): fatty acid beta-oxidation
Cellular component (GO): mitochondrion
Molecular function (GO): enoyl-CoA hydratase activity
Source: RefSeq, a predicted model, not a curated record